Podospora pseudopauciseta is the source of this 1842-nucleotide messenger RNA. RefSeq lists its product as uncharacterized. The record is from RefSeq and is a predicted model, not a curated record. NCBI's taxonomy places the organism in Eukaryota, Fungi, Ascomycota, Sordariomycetes, Sordariales, Podosporaceae. The transcript has 3 exons. The coding region runs from base 1 to 1842 and encodes 613 amino acids.
AUGUCUUUUCUCCAAUGGAUGCGCCAGGCUCUGCAACAGCAGAACCAACAGCCAUGUGACCAACAGGAUGAUGAGUACUGCAACGGAGAGUAUUAUGUCGAGGGGGGGUACGACGAGGAACUGGAGCGGGAGGCGGGCAAUGUCGGGUAUGGGUACAGGGAUUUUAUUAGCAGCGACGACGACGACUCGGUGAUGGCGAAGCCGGCCAGAAGGGUAACCAGGGCUCAGACGAGGGCUCAAGCUGCCGCUGCUGCGGCGGCGAGCGCUGCUCAAAACACUGGUACGGCUGGUCAGCAGCAGCAGCAGCGGCAAACCGCUACAGCAGUCAGCGAUAAGGAGUCGGAGGCGGUAUACGAAUCUCUUUCGUCUUCUCCUUCCCACUCGGGAUCAGAAGAGGAGGUUGAUCAGAGCCCUGCCCAGCCGGUUGUUGUUUCGAGCCCGAACACAGACGUUAGUCCUGACAACAGUGGCGGCGGGAGGGGGAAGACGCCUAGUGCUGCUUCGGGGGGGAGGAAGACGCCCACGCCUAGUGUUGUUGGGAGUGUUACCGGUCCCAAGACACCACCACCGCAACCACCACCACCACCGGGGAGGAAGACUCCCGAACCGCCCAAAACCCCGCCUGGGAGAACACCUGGGGGAAACACACCAAGGCAAAGCACACCUGGUCGUGGUGGCGCGGGGGGGCUGGUGACGCCUGUUACUCUUGGGGGGGCGAGGAAGAAGAAUGUGGUUAGUGUUGCUGGGUCUAACCUUGGUCCUGGGGGUGAUGUUUCUGCUGCUGCUCUUCCUGGUGUUGGUGUCGGAGGGGGGGUUAAUGCAUUCACCCGAACCGGUGGUGUUGUUGUUGCUGCUGCUGCUGCUGCUGGGGGGAGAGCAACGGGGGCUACUCCCACUGCGGAGUCGGAUCUGUAUUGGACGGGGUAUGUGGCUCAUUCUGCGCGGCGGGCAGUGACGGAGCCGGACGGGUUGGACCCGCCUGCUGAUGUGAUGGAGAUGGAUACGAGCGAUGAAUCGGAUGCUAGUUUUGAUGGUGGUGGUGAUGGUGGUGGUGGUGGUGGUGGUGGUGGGCCGGGUGGGGAUGAUGGGGCGAGGAAGAAGAAGGUGUGGGCGGAGGAGGGGAUGCGAAAGGCGGUUAGGGAGAGUGAGUUGCCUGCGGUGAGGUAUGACGAGAAUGGGAAUGUGAUUCCUGAUCUGGAGAGGGAGAAGAAUAGGAGGAGGUUGGGGUUGGGGGAGGUGUUUAAUGAUAACAAGGGGUUUUAUAAAGCUGUUAAGGAGUUGAUGCAGAUGGGGGUUUUUGGACAGAAAGAGACUGAGGCGGUGGUGAGGGCGUGGAGGGAGGGGUUGGGGUUGGGAACAGUGGGUAAGGAUAGGAAGGAGAGGGAGCAGUGGAAAAAAGAGUGGGAGGGGAUGAAGAAUGUAAAGUGGGAUAAGUUGAAUGGGAAAGAGUAUGGGAGUAUGAAGAAGAAGGAGUGGAAGCUAAAGGGGCAGAGGAAGGGGGUGUCGAAGCUGUUCAGGGAUAAGGUUGUUUUUGGGGAGUUUGGGACGCAGGUUGAGACGGCUCAUACUUGGUGGGGGAGGUAUGGGAAGGUGCCGACACGGUUGGUGAGGGAGUUUAGGGGGACGGGGGCGGGGUGUAGAUUGCAGGGCUUGACGUGGGAGGGGAGGCUGACCAAGACAGAUUUCGAGAUCUUCUUGAGAAAGUGGUUGGAGUGGAGGUAUGGGAGGUUUAUGGAGGAUAGGGGGGCUUCGAGAAGAAAGAGGAGGGCGCAGGAGAGGGUGGAGAGGAGAGAGAAGAAGAGGUUGAGGGAGGAUUGGCAGUUGGCUUUUCUAUCUUUUUGA